UUUAAUUUAAUUAAAGUGUUAAUGCAUUUCAUUUGUUUACAAAUAUAUCAAACAAUUUUUGAAUUAAUAUUUUUUUGAAUCAAAUAAAUAAUUAGUUUAUCAUUAAUUCAAUUCAUUUGUGUCGACAAUGAGUGCCGUAAUCGAUAAAGAAGUGGUCAAAACUGUUGAUGAAACUAAUAUAUCUCAAGAAAUGAGACGAAAUAUGAGUUACAAUGCGAUCAUAACUCCCGGCGAGGCCUCGGAAUCGGAUGAAGACGAGGAACAAAAUGAAGACGAAGACCGUAUUGUCUCUUUUGCCGAUCAAAUAACCACAAGAAGUCGGAAGAUCUCCGAAAUGAGUCAGUCUCAAAGAUCUCGUUUUUCAGACGACAGUUCAUCCAUUGGAGACACAACUAAAUACAAUACAUUAUUACACAAAAAACUAAGAGAGAAAAACGAACAGCUCAAGAGAGAGCUGACAUCCCUGGCCUGCGGACCAUUUAAUAUGGCGACCAAAGAAGUCGGAUCUAUAUCUAAACAAUUAAUACAAUCUCAGAAAUUAGUCCAAAACGUGUCGUCUUCUCUGAGAAAAGUAUCAAAAGAGUUGAUACAUUUAGAGGAUACCAUCGCUGCCAUCAAGAAUGAUAAGAACUUUUUACUCAAAGAAUUUAUUAUUACCGGUAAUUCAAGUGUUGAUGAAUCCAAAGAAAGUGAAUCCAAUGAUACAAUGGUUACAAAUGUUUCAUAACAGAGAUUCAUUUGUUUUCAUAUUUUGAGAUUUAUUAUAAAUUUUAAUGACAAUCAAUUAUAUGCAGCAAUAAAUGUUAUUUCUAACACUAUUUAUUAUUUUGAGACAUUUUGUAAUUUGAGAUUAAUUUGAGAUUUGCUCCUAACUAGUCUGUCUAAAUAUGAUAUAAGUUAUAACAUAUGCCGUAAUAUAUUUUUAUUUUAAUUGUAUAUAAAUUGUUUGAAUAAAAAUUAUUUUUACUUUUAAAAAAUAA
This is a messenger RNA of Oppia nitens, 980 nucleotides long. RefSeq lists its product as uncharacterized. The coding region runs from base 128 to 727 and encodes 199 amino acids. NCBI's taxonomy places the organism in Eukaryota, Metazoa, Arthropoda, Arachnida, Sarcoptiformes, Oppiidae. The record is from RefSeq and is a predicted model, not a curated record. The transcript is spliced from 5 exons. Gene Ontology annotation, cellular component: BLOC-1 complex.